Lipotes vexillifer (Yangtze River dolphin) is the source of this 2352-nucleotide messenger RNA. It is a transcript of the gene RABEP2, whose product is annotated as rabaptin, RAB GTPase binding effector protein 2. The record is from RefSeq and is a predicted model, not a curated record. Bases 36 to 1793 code for a protein of 585 amino acids. Gene Ontology annotation, molecular function: growth factor activity; GTPase activator activity. NCBI's taxonomy places the organism in Eukaryota, Metazoa, Chordata, Mammalia, Artiodactyla, Lipotidae. Gene Ontology annotation, biological process: endocytosis. The transcript is spliced from 14 exons. Gene Ontology annotation, cellular component: intracellular membrane-bounded organelle.
AGGGAGUGCGGGAACCCGCCGUUUGAGCGGAGGCUAUGGCGGCACCUGCGCCGGCGGCCGCGGGCGAGGAUGCCCGGCGGCGGCAGCCGGAGGCCGCGCUGUACCCCCAGACCCCGGAGGGGACAAAAGUUGAGGCCGAGUCAGGGGAGCUCGACCGGCUUCGGGCUGAGCUGGCAGGCGCCCUGGCAGAAAUGGAAACCAUGAAGGCUGUGGCCGAGGUGAGCGAGAGCACGAAGGCCGAGGCUGUGGCUGCAGUGCAGCGGCAAUGCCAAGAGGAGGUGGCCUCGCUGCAAGCCAUCCUGAAAGACUCCAUCAGCAGCUAUGAAGCCCAGAUCACGUCUCUGAAGCAGGAGUGGCAGCAGCAGCAGCAGGACUGUGAGGAGAAGGAGCGGGAGCUGGAGCGCCUGAAGCAGCUGCUGUCCAGGGCUCACCCCCUGGACUCCUUGGAGAAGCAGAUGGAAAAGGCCCACGAGGACUCGGAGAAGCUGCGGGAGAUCGUGUUGCCCAUGGAGCAGGAGAUUGAGGAGCUGAAGGCGAAAUUGCUGAGGGCAGAGGAGCUGAUCCAAGAGAUCCAGAGACGUCCCCGGCAUCCCCCUUCCCUGCACGGCUCCGCGGAGUUGCUUCUGUCCCGGGACCCAUCUCCGCCACUGGAGCCUCUCGAGGACCUGAGUGGAGAUGGGGGUGCGGCGGCCGAGGCCUUCGCCCACAACUGUGAUGACAGCGCCUCCAUUUCCUCCUUCUCCCUCGGUGGUGGGGCCAGCGGCAGCGCCUCUCUGCCCCGCAGCCGCCAUGGCCUGAGCCCCGAGCAGGAGGAGACAGCCUCUCUGGUGUCCACGGGCACCCUGGUCCCUGAGGGCAUCUACCUGCCCCCUCCUGGUUACCAGCUCGUCCCAGACAACCAGUGGGAGCAGCUGCAGGUGGAGGGGCGGCAGCUGCAGAAGGACCUGGAGAGCAUCAGUCGGGAGCGGGACGAGCUGCAAGAGGGCCUGAGACGGAGUAAUGAGGACUGCGCCAAGCAGAUGCAGGUGCUCCUGGCCCAGGUCCAGAACUCAGAGCAGCUGCUGCGGACCCUGCAGGGGACCGUGAGCCAGGCCCAGGAGCGGGUUCAGCUGCAGAUGGCAGAGCUGGCUACCUCACACAAGUGCCUGAGCCACGAGGUAAAGCGACUGACUGAGGAAAACCAAGGGCUCCGGGCUGAGCAGCCACCGUCUUCAUCCCCCCGGGGCCUGGAGCAGGAUGAGGGCCAGGAGGAGUUGCUGCCCGGCUCGCUGCUGGAGCUGCGGCAGCUGGUGCGCCGCACGCAGCAGGAUGCGCGGGCCCACCAGCAGGCCCAGGAGCACGAGGCCGAACGGCUGCGGAUUGAGAUCGUGACCCUGCGGGAGGCGCUGGAGGAAGAGACGGCGGCGAGGGCCAGCCUGGAGGGGCAGCUGAGGGUGCAGCGGGAGGAGACAGAGGUGUUAGAGGCCUCCCUGUGCAGCCUGAGGAUGGAGAUGGAGCGGGUCCAGCAGGAGCAGAGCAAGGCCAGGCAGCAGGAAGUCCUGAGGCAGCCACCGGGCUCGGGCCGCACAGAAGAGGCCCAGCUCACAGACCUCCUCUCGGAACAGAGGGCAAAGAUGCUGCGGCUGCAGGCUGAGCUGGAGACCAGUGAGCAAGUGCAGAGGGAUUUCGUACGACUGUCCCAGGCCUUGCAGGUACGCCUGGAACGGAUCCGCCAGGCAGAGAGUCUGGAGCAAGUGCGCAGCAUCAUGGACGAGGCGCCCCUCAGGGACGUCGGGGACAUCAAGGACACCUGAGGGGCCAGCACCGCCCACCCUGGGGGGAGACCAUCUUUCUCCACUCCUGAACCGUGAGGCCGAGGCUUUGGGGGUCUCAGGAUGGAGUCUUCACUCUCUCCAAGCCUGGGGUUGAGGUGAUGGGGCCACCGCUGCCCUGUCCCUCCAGCGCCUCCUCCCAGGGGCGGCUGGGUCUUCUGCUUCCAAAGAUGACACCUGGGUGAGGGUCCCAAGCCCCUCUGGAAACCAGAGGGGCAGGCUCAGCCCUGUGGCUUUCUGGCUGCCAUGCUGCCUCCUGGGCUCCAAGCCUCCCGCCCCCGCCCCCACCCAGCCUAACAGCCAUGCCUGUUACCUCCGUCCCCUUCCCCAGGCACAGCCGAGCUGUGAGUGGUGGCCGGGAGCCCUGGGUCGUGUCCCCGGGUCCCUCCACACACACGCCCUGGGACAGGUGGCUGCUUCCUGGACUGCAUGACACUAAGAUGCUUGUCCCCAGGGGCCCGAACCAGGCCCCAAGGUGUGCACAGAGACAAGGCCAGAUUUUUCUGUCAUUUAUUUUCAAUAAAUAAGCAGCUCAGCUCAA